Polyodon spathula (Mississippi paddlefish) is the source of this 2176-nucleotide messenger RNA. RefSeq names its product TOX high mobility group box family member 4 b (gene tox4b). Gene Ontology annotation, biological process: regulation of transcription by RNA polymerase II. NCBI's taxonomy places the organism in Eukaryota, Metazoa, Chordata, Actinopteri, Acipenseriformes, Polyodontidae. The record is from RefSeq and is a predicted model, not a curated record. Gene Ontology annotation, molecular function: chromatin DNA binding. Gene Ontology annotation, cellular component: nucleus.
AAGCCGGUUCCCUGUCGAUAGGAAGUUGUCGUUUGAAAUCCGUGACAAUGGAGUUUCCAGGAGGGAAUGAUCACUAUCUCGCCAUCAGUGGAGCUGUAGACCCCUUCCUCUCGUCAGCAGAGACCUUCCACACCCCGAGCCUGGGGGAUGAGGAAUUCGAGAUCCCCCCAAUCUCGCUGGACCCCGACCCCUCCUUGGCGGUCUCCGAUGUUGGGGGGCACUUCGACGAGCUGCAGGACCCUACCCUGACAGCAGGGGGCAGCGCUGGGGCUGACCCUGUGCGGUACAGCACCCCCUUCACCUCCCAGGGGCUUGAGCACCUCAACAUCGGGGGCAGUGGCGGGGAGCUGAUUGGGGCCACGCUCAAUAUGGACUUGUCUCACUCGCUGGGCUCCCAGUACGCCUCCAGUUCUUCCAUGACCAUCAACGUGCCUCUGUCAGACCUCAACCACCACGGACUGAUGGGCCAUAGGCACCUGACCACCAUCGACCAAUCGGAGCUGACCUCGCAGCUGGGCCUGAGCCUGGGGGGAGGGACCACCGUGCCCCGCCCACAGUCCCCGCAAGAGCCGCUGUCGGACACACCCUCCCCCUCCAGCUCCCUGCUCGAGGAGGAGGCUGAGGAGUUCAAGAGGCUAUCUGAGAAGCGUAUCGUAGUGGAGUCCCCUGUCACCGUGUCCCCUGGGCUGCUGGGAGCGAGUGUGGGGGUAGGGGGCAGUGUGGUGGUCCGCAAGGCCAAGCCCCCUAAGAAGACAACGACGAAGAAGAAGAAGGAUCCGAACGAGCCCCAGAAGCCUGUUUCGGCCUACGCGCUGUUCUUCAGGGACACGCAGGCCGCCAUCAAGGGGCAGAACCCCAGCGCCACCUUCGGGGAGGUCAGCAAGAUCGUGGCCUCCAUGUGGGACAGCCUGGGAGAGGAGCAGAAACAGGUUUACAAAAGGAAGACUGAGGCUGCCAAGAAGGAGUACCUGAAAGCACUCGCAGCCUACCGGGCCAGCCAGGUCUCUCAGACCGUGAUGGAAGUCAUGGUUACAGAGCCUCCCUCAACCCUCCCCCCCCUCCCACUCCCCCAGGGCCCCCAAAACCACCCACUGACACACUCCCUCCCCCAGCGCCACACCAUAACCAACAUCUGCACCUCCAACAUAAUCCUGAACCACCCGCAGGUCAUCACCCGGUCCAGAACGGGGGCUACUGCGCCCCCGUUCCCCCCCCUCUCCUCCCAGAGCCUCCCCAGCCAGCACACUCACACCGUCACCAAGAUCAUCAUCUCCAAACAGAUGCUGGCGUCCUCCGGCUCACACCACCAGCAAAUCCCAACCUCUGUGGUAACAGUCAUCCCCGCCUCUAGGGGGCUCCAAAUCCAGCAGGCUGCCUCCCCCACCUCUAACCCGCGCCCUUUUCUCAGUCAACCCCCUCCUCUCCAGCAAAUGCAGCAGCUCCCACCCCCCCGCCUGCAGCAGAUGGUGCAUACCUCCCAGCAGCUGCCCCCGCCCCUUUUGCAGGCCAAACCCAGGGGGGUGGGGCUGACCGUCACCACAGCUCAGCCCCCUCGUCUGCAGAUCAAGAUACUCCCCGCCCCUGCUCCGGUCUCCUCCUCCCCUCUGCACAUUCAGGCUCAGCCUGCUGCUGCUGUGGUCCCGAGCCCGACCACUCUUCCAAUCCUUGUCAGCCCCUGUCCUCCCCCUCCCACUCUCAUAGUUGGUGCGGUCUCUGCUUCCACCGCUUCGUCCUCCCCUGCUGCCUGUUUGGAAGUGGCGCAGUCUGUUGCUGGUCCCCUGGUUUCUGCUGCUGCUACCUCCUCUCCUUCACCCCCGCCUGGGGCUCGAGUGCAGGAGGAGGCUGAGGACUUCAAUGCUGGAGAGAUGGAGGUGGAGCUGGUGAGUGGCUCGCCCCCCCCUCCCAGUCGCUGUGUGCGUGCUGGCUGCACCAACACCCCCGUGGAGAGCCAGGGCUGGGACCACGAGUACUGCAGCAACCAGUGUGUGGCUGACCACUGCAGGGAUAUCUUCAUGGCUUGGUGUUCGAUCCGAGGACACAACAUGGCGGCAACUGUGAAAUAAACACACACUGGACUGAGGAGCAGAGACAACAAGAUACUGAAACACACAGGACUGGAGCAGAGACAACAAGAUACAGAAACACACAGGACUGAGGAGCAGAGACAACAAGCUAC